Messenger RNA from Hippopotamus amphibius kiboko, 2228 nucleotides. It is a transcript of the gene TXNRD2, whose product is annotated as thioredoxin reductase 2. The transcript has 18 exons. Gene Ontology annotation, cellular component: cytosol; mitochondrion. The record is from RefSeq and is a predicted model, not a curated record. Gene Ontology annotation, molecular function: thioredoxin-disulfide reductase (NADPH) activity; flavin adenine dinucleotide binding; glutathione-disulfide reductase (NADPH) activity. Lineage: Eukaryota; Metazoa; Chordata; Mammalia; Artiodactyla; Hippopotamidae. Gene Ontology annotation, biological process: glutathione metabolic process; cellular response to oxidative stress; cell redox homeostasis. Bases 460 to 1926 code for a protein of 488 amino acids.
GGCGCGGCGCGGGGCGCGGGGGUCGGGGCCCGCCCUGGGGCUCUGCCCUCUGCAGCCCCGGUACCCGGCACCCGGGCCGCGUUCUGGGAGGAGCAGCAGGUCCGGGGAGGGCGGGCGCAGGACAGCGGGCGGAGACGGAGCCCUGCGCGCGGGGACGGGGCACCCCACGGGGCACACGGGGCGUCCCCAGCGGACGCCCUCGGGGCAGCGCCGUGCCCGCCCGCCUCGGGGGCUCUCGGGGUCGCUCCUCCCCCGCAGGCUGCCCAGACCCUCCGCGUGUUGGAAGGCAGCGUUCCCGCGGCACAGCUUGCAGAGCCCCCGGGGCGGCCUCUCCCAGGGCCUUAUCAGACGGAGAGGGCUGCGGGGCCGCGCGUGGGGCGAGCGGGCCGCGGAGAUAAGGCCGCAGUCCGCGCGGCAGAGCGGGGCUGCGGGCAGCACAGCAGGGCCCCUGCAGCGGCCAUGGAAGGGCGGCAAUGCUACGACCUCCUGGUGAUUGGCGGGGGCUCCGGCGGCCUGGCCUGUGCCAAGGAAGCCGCUCAGCUGGGGAAGAAGGUGGCCGUGGUGGACUACGUGGAGCCCUCGCCCCGAGGCACCCGGUGGGGCCUUGGAGGCACCUGCGUGAAUGUCGGCUGCAUCCCCAAGAAGCUGAUGCACCAGGCGGCGCUGCUGGGGGGCUGGAUCCGCGAUGCCCCCCACUAUGGCUGGCGGCUGGCCCAGGGCCCGCACGACUGGCGGAAAAUGGCAGAGGCCGUUCAGAACCACGUGAAGUCCCUGAACUGGGGGCACCGGGUCCAGCUGCAGGACAGAAAAGUCAAGUACUUUAACUUCAAGGCCAGCUUUGUCAACCCGCACACAGUUUGCGGUGUCUCCAAAGAUGGGGAAGAGACUCUGCUUUCGGCCGAGCACAUUGUCAUCGCCACUGGAGGGCGGCCGAGGUACCCCACGGAGGUCGACGGUGCCUUGGAAUACGGGGUUACGAGUGACGACAUCUUCUGGCUGAAGGAAUCCCCUGGAAAAACGUUGGUGGUCGGGGCCAGCUACGUGGCCCUGGAGUGUGCUGGCUUCCUUACUGGGCUCGGGCUGGAUGCCACCGUGAUGAUACGCAGCACGCCCCUGCGGACCUUUGACCAGCAAAUGGCGUCCUUGGUCACAGAGCACAUGGCAGUUCACGGCACCCGGAUCCUGAGGGGCUGCACCCCCUCGAGGGUGGAGAGGCUCUCAGAUGGGCAGCUCCAGGUCACCUGGGUGGAUGUCACCUCCAACAGGAAGGACACGGGCACCUUUGACACCGUCCUGUGGGCCGUAGGCCGAGUUCCAGCAACCAGAAGUCUGAACUUGGAGAAGGCUGGUGUGCGUACCAACCCCAGCUCUCAGAAGAUCCUGGUUGACGCCCAGGAAGCCACCUCCGUCCCCCACAUCUACGCCAUCGGAGACGUGGCAGAGGGGCGGCCAGAGCUGACGCCCACGGCCAUCAUGGCCGGGAGGCUCCUAGCCCAGCGGCUUUGCGGUCAGACGUCAGACCUGAUGGACUACGACAGCGUCCCCACGACAGUCUUCACGCCCCUGGAGUACGGCUGUGUGGGGCUGUCAGAGGAGGAGGCCGUGGCUCGCCAUGGAGAGGGGCGUGUGGAGGUGUACCACGCCUAUUAUAAACCGCUGGAGUUCACCGUGCCUGAACGGGACGCGUCCCAGUGUUACAUAAAGAUGGUGUGUCUGCGGGAACCCCCACAGCGGGUGCUGGGCCUGCACUUCCUCGGCCCCAAUGCGGGCGAAGUUACUCAGGGAUUUGCUCUGGGGAUCAAGUGUGGGGCCUCCUACCAGCAGGUGACGCGGACGGUGGGCAUCCACCCCACCUGUGCCGAGGAGGUGGCCAAGCUGCGCAUCUCCAAGCGCUCGGGCCUGGACCCCACCGUGACCGGCUGCUGAGGUUAAGCGGCCAUCCCUAGACACGGGGCGCGCGGCACACCUGCUGCCCCAGGGCCAGGCUCAGCGGCGCUCAGAUCCAGGCAGGAUGCUGGAGGCUGAGCCCGGGCGAGCCUCGCCCCUGCCCGGUGCGUCUGCACGGACCGCCGCGCGCCCUGCAGGGAUGGCCCAGGCCUGCACCUCGCACCCCCGCCCGUGCCAGAGAUGACGACCUGUGCAGAAACCCCCCCGCGGGCUGCCCACGUCCGAGCCCCCUGGCGUUUCCGGGGCACAAAUAAAGAGGGUGCUUUCCAGAUGCGUGCCGU